Paramecium tetraurelia is the source of this 1140-nucleotide messenger RNA. RefSeq lists its product as uncharacterized. Gene Ontology annotation, biological process: protein phosphorylation; intracellular signal transduction. The record is from RefSeq and is a predicted model, not a curated record. NCBI's taxonomy places the organism in Eukaryota, Ciliophora, Oligohymenophorea, Peniculida, Parameciidae. Gene Ontology annotation, cellular component: nucleus; cytoplasm. Gene Ontology annotation, molecular function: ATP binding; MAP kinase activity. The transcript has 5 exons.
AUGAAAUCUCAACCAUUGUAGUAAAUUAACUUAAAUACCAAGCACCAGAAAAAGAAGAGUAUUAAUGGAAGAAAUAUAUAUGAAAUUGGGGGAACCCAAUUUGUUGUCGAUGAGCGCUAUGAAUGCCAUAAGCAAAUAGGACAUGGUGCUUAUGGAGUUGUAUGUUCAGGUGUUGAUUUAGUUAAAAAUAAAAAGGUUGCGAUAAAAAAAAUUUAAAAUGCAUUCGAGGAUCUUAUAGAUGCAAAAAGAAUUGUGAGAGAAAUCAAGCUACUUUAGUUUUUUCAACAUGAGAAUGUUAUCAGCUUAGUUGAUAUUUUAAAACCAGAAUCAAGAACUGGGUAUAAUGAUAUUUACAUAAUAACUGAACUGAUGGAAACAGAUUUGCAUAGGGUCAUCUAUUCCAGAUAAGAGUUAACUGAUGAACAUAUCCAAUAUUUCAUGUAUCAAACGCUGAGAGGAUUGCUCUACAUUCAUUCAGCAAAUGUGAUGCAUAGAGAUUUGAAACCAAGCAAUAUUUUAGUCAACAAAAAUUGUGAUUUGAAAAUAUGCGAUUUAGGGUUAGCUAGAGGUUUUGAAAUAGAAGACGAAAAUAAGACAGAAUAUGUAGUUACAAGAUGGUAUCGAGCUCCAGAAGUAAUCCUUUAAGCCUCAGAAUACACUAAGGCAAUCGAUAUAUGGAGUGUUGGAUGCAUUUUUGCAGAGCUUCUUGGACGUACUCCUCUCUUUCCAGGAAAGGACUAUUUAGAAUAAAUAUAGAGAAUCAUCGCUGUCUUAGGAACACCUUCAAAUGAUGAAAUGAAAUAUAUUACAAAUGAAGGUGCCAUCAAAUAUAUUAAAUCUUUACCUAAAAGAACCAAAUAGAAUUUCAGUACUUUAUUCUAAAAAGUUAAUCCAACAUGUUUAGAUCUUUUAUCAAAGAUGCUGACAUUUAGUCCUUUUUAAAGAUACACUGUUGAAUAAUGUUUGAAUCACCCAUAUUUUGAUGGAUUGCAUUCUAAAGAUGAUGAGCCUAUUUGUGAUUCCGUUUUCGAUUGGUCCUGGGAUAAAAUGGAAUUAAAAAAGGAGAUAUUACAAUCAGCUGUUUAUGAUGAAGCAACAUAAUGGUAAUAAAAGCACAAAAUAAAUACUAAAAAGUUUUGA